AUGUCUGGUCGUUCGAAUAGACAGAUCUUGACACAAGGUGAAAAGUACCUUAACAAGAAACUAAAAAAGUUUGGUACCGAUGAAGUGACAUUCGAUAAAGAUUCAAGGUUAGACUUCUUAACUGGGUUCCAUAAACGUAAAGUUCAAAGACAGAAGAAGGCCCAAGAGUUUAUUAAGGAACAAGAGAGACAGGCUAAGAUAGAAGAGAGAAAAAAAAUCCGUGAUGAAAGAAAGAAUGAUUUCGAAGGUAAAAUGAAAGAGUUCGAAAGAAACAUGGCACUGCAAUUUGACAGCGAACUAGACGAUGACAGUGAAGAUGAUGAAGAUAAAGAAAAAAAAUCAAAGUCAAAGACUAAGACUAAGAAAAAACAAGGUAAGGAUGAAAAUGAUGAUUAUGAAAAUUGGGAAGGGUUUGGUUCAGAAGAAGAAGGAAGCCAAGAUGAUGAUAAAGUAAGACCAAUAUUGAAGAAACAAAUACUUGAUAAAUCGGUCUAUGGUGAAGAUACCACUGUAGAAAUUGAAUCUUUGGAACCAAAUGAUAAUUUUGAAUAUUUGGCAAAGGUUAAUAACGUUAAAUUAGAAAAAGCUGAAAAGAUUUUAAAUGAAAGCAUAACUAGGGCGACUAAAUAUGCUAAAUUUUUAGGAAUGUCUGAUAAAGAUGAAGAAAACAAAGUGAAAAAGGCUAAACAAAAAAAGAAGAAGUUCAGAUAUUUAACUAAAACCGAAAGAAAGGUUAACCAAAUAAAGGCCAAUUCUAACAAACGUAGAAAAUAA
Molecule: messenger RNA, 774 nt
Organism: Vanderwaltozyma polyspora DSM 70294
Lineage: Eukaryota; Fungi; Ascomycota; Saccharomycetes; Saccharomycetales; Saccharomycetaceae
Gene: RRP17
Product: rRNA-processing protein RRP17
Exons: 1
Coding region: 1-774 (257 amino acids)
Cellular component (GO): nucleolus
Molecular function (GO): RNA binding
Source: RefSeq, a predicted model, not a curated record